Clupea harengus (Atlantic herring) is the source of this 1378-nucleotide messenger RNA. RefSeq names its product transmembrane protein 179Bb (gene tmem179bb). Lineage: Eukaryota; Metazoa; Chordata; Actinopteri; Clupeiformes; Clupeidae. The record is from RefSeq and is a predicted model, not a curated record.
AUUACCGUUAAAUCAUUCCGCAUGAUGAUUGAACACGAGGUUCUCUCCACAUACCAAAAUUAAAACAGGAAAUAAAUUUCCAUCCAGCUAUUAGAGAAAACUCGGACUUGUACUACAACUGUCAAGCAUUUAAGCGUCAAAUUCAUGCCAUGUCAUUUAGGCAAUUAGGACUAAACUACUAGGAAUUCAUGGGUAACAAUAUUGUCAUCAACGACUCCAUUGUUGUUCAAAUUCGCAAAUAAUGCGGAAUGAAUGUUUCUGCUGCCGUCCUGCUUCGACUCGGCUGAGAGAGCGCAAAGAUGUUUGUGAUGGCGCUACCGUGGCUUCUGGUGCUGGAGCUGGUUUUAUACGCGGGCUGCUUCAUCUGCGGGAUCAUCGCUGCGGCCUCGCUGACAAUCAAUCAGGGUCACUUUGCAGGGAGAUGCAUCCUCUAUGGCAGUGUCCACCUGAACGCCUCCGACCAGAGCCUGGUCAUGGAGAGCUCUAGCUCACCGUCGCUCUGCUACUUCGUGUCGGCCAUCUCCGUGUGCGUGUCAAUCUACUGCUUCUCCCUCAUCCUCUACUGGAUGUAUACCAGCUGUGUGGACAAGGACGCAAACAGGGAUAGGUCUGGGUUGAACAUGACUCUGGUGUUGUGUGGGGCGGUGGUGUUUUUCCUGCUGGUGUCGGGGUGUGUGUUGCGUAUUGGCCGAGAGCACCUGUGUAUCUCCAUCCUGCAGACACUGCCCUCCCUCUCCAGCUGCGAGGAAGCGGAGAAUAAGACCUGGGCGAGCCCCUACUUUGGGAAUCAGUUCUCCUCAGAACUCCACAGAGCUGAGGUCUGUCAUGACGCUACACAACUACACCAGUUGAUCACUAUAACACAACUACACCAGUUGAUCACUACAACACAACUACACCAGUUGAUCACUAUAACACAACUACACCAGUUGAUCACUACAACACAACUACACCAGUUGAUCACUCUAACACCAGUGGAUCACUAUAAACACAACUACACCAGUGGAUCACUAUAACACAACUACACCAGUUGUAUUAAAUAUAAUUUUAGAUGAAUAGUGACAAUUCUACAAACAGAUGGUGAAACUACUAGAUGAACAGUAGCAGUUUGGGGAGAGGGGUGGGCCUACUGUAUAAAAAGUAUCUAACUGGUUAAUAUUUUAGUGAACAUUCACUUUAAAAAAGACAUCCUAACACUCAACUUAUCAUAUGAAAUAUACUAUUAAUACUGUAAAUUAGAACAUUGAAAUUUGACCUUGAGGAGUUAACAUAUGGAGGGAGUAGUAGUAGCUGUCCUUGGCUUUUCUGGUGGCCUGUCUGUCAAACAGGUAUCUAUGUGAUGAAAGGAUUUGUGGACUUCCGUUGUCUGUUUUUUUUC